CUCGCGACCAAUCAGCUAUCUUGAAUCUCCCCCGAUUUAGCCCCGAGAGUCUCGUCGUCACGGGGGGCGAACUUCCGGCGGUUUGGCUCUGAAUUUUCAAAAACGGUCAAACCGUCAGGGAGACAAGACGACGCGAGCUGCUCAGCGGCGCCAGAGGCUUUGUGUUGCAAGAAACCCACUCGACGCAGAGAAGAGAAACGGGACUGCAGGGACGAGGAUUUUCCAGCCAUCUCCUCUCCUCUCUUCUCAUUUUCCUGCGAAUAUUCCAGCGAUCCGCAUUACGGAGGAUUUAAUAUACGGCGACGACGACGGCUGCGAGAAAGAGAGAGAGAGAGAGAGAGAGAGAGAGGCAGAGACGAAGCAUCGAAAAAAAGGUCGCGCGUCGGAGACACCAGCACCGCUGAGAGGACACGACAUUUUUGGAGAUAUUAGCUUGCCGAGGAGAGACCUGUUGUCAGCACGAUGGCGUUGAGAAGCCGAGCGAUUAAUCUGAAUGUUGCUAAUCAAGAGAAUGUCAAGAAUGUCAAGUCUAUGGCAUUGGCUCCAGGGCAGACAAGGAGAGCUGCUUUGGGCGAAAUUGGCAAUAAAGUCAUUAUUCAAAGGACCAAUGAUUUGACAGGCAAAUCUAGUCAAGCAGGAAAGGACAAAGUUUUGCUGAAAAAACCAUUGGUAACCAAGCAGCCUCAAGUUAAGGUUGACAGAAUCGAGAAGAUUGAAAAAGUUGUCCAAAAACCUCAUGUGCAAAUAGUUAAGCCAGUAGUUAAAACUGAUAUACAUGUUGAUAAUCGCCCGCUGCCCGAGGCCAAGAAAAAUGAGACUGAUAAUAUUAAUAAGAAAGACUCUGAGUUGAAUGAAGCCAAAAAAGAUACGGAUUCAUUUUCUUCAGAUCUGAUAACAAUCGAAGAUAUUGACGAAGAGGAUAGAAAAAAUCCCAUUCUUGUUUCUGUAUAUAGUAACGACAUUUACAGGCAUCUGAGAAAUUUGGAGACCCAGUUUCCUAUACUAAAAGGGUACUUGCAUGGGCAAGAGGUAACUCCCAAGAUGAGAUGUGUACUUGUUGAUUGGUUAAUUGAAGUCCAUGAACAGUUUCAUCUGAUGCAGGAGACACUGUAUCUUACCAUUGCAAUCAUUGAUCGAUUCUUACAGGACUUUCGACUGAUUACCCGAAAGAGGCUGCAGUUAGUAGGUGUAACAGCUAUGUUUAUAGCUAGCAAAUAUGAAGAAAUGUACUCCCCAGACAUAAGCGAUUUUGUGUAUAUUACGGAUAAUGCUUACACAAAGGCAGAAAUUUUACAAAUGGAAAUGCUCAUGAUUAAAACACUCGAAUUUUCAUUUGGACGGCCGCUACCGUUGCAUUUCCUCAGGAGAUACAGCAAAGCUGGAAAGGCUCUGCCAGUUCAUCACACAUUGGCAAAAUACUUUUUGGAGCAAUGCCUGGUUCAUUACGAAGUUUGCCAUCAUCCACCUAGCUUGAUUGCAGCGGCUGCUCUCUAUCUUUCAUUCCUUUUGCUAGGGAAUGACUCUCCUCAAGAAUCAGAGAGCGAUCUCAUUUGGACUAAAACUUUGGUACAUUACAGUACAUACAAGUUAAGGGACGUAUUGCCCGUAGUAAAAGAAAUUUCCUCAAUAAUGGUUACAGCGGAAAAGAGCAAGUAUCAGGCUGCGCGGAGAAAGUACACGAACCCGAAGCACAUGAAGAUCAGUCUCCGUCCUGAGUUGAAGUCUCCGACUUUAGCCGCCUUGGCGAAUCACAAGGACGAAUAAAUUAAUUUUUGUAUGAUAGUACAAUGAAGUGUAUAGCUGCAAUGCAUGAGGAUCUAAUGAGUGACUUGGUUAGUGCCGUUUUGGAAGCAUUACAAAACGAACAAAAGUUAGUAGCAAGUCCCCCCACAUUAACACUUGGUGCCAAAAUCAGGAAGCAAGCUCUCUUGAACUUGCUUUUUAUUAUUUCAAGUGCGAUUUUUAAACUGGAUCAUAUUUCGACAGCCAUACAAUGUUUUUAAUCAUUUUUUUCUAUUGAAUUUUUUAUAACUAUUAAUCGAAUAUUCAAUUUAAUCUUUUUUUAUAAAGAAUAUACAUACAAGACUUCAAAUUAUAACCAAUUGGUUAAAUUCCAGUAUUUAGAUGAUCCUUAUGCGUAUGGCUGUUUUGUCGAGAAUUUAGGCCAGAAUGCAUUCUAUUAUUUGGUGCUUUUAAUCACUGCCUUGAUGAGAAAAUGACUAUUGGACGUCACUUUUUUCUAUCUUUCAAAAUGCUUGAUAAAACUUUUUACGUAAUAAUUUAAUAUUUUUAUCCAUUUUUAACAUAAAUUUAGUAAUAAUUUUAUCUAAUACAGUCAGAUGUUUUAAUCAAAAUAUAAUGGUAUUUACGAAGGUUUUUGUAUUCAGGCGCUAUUAUUAUUUUUUUUACUUCGAUACAAUUUUCCAAUGCAGUAUAUGAAUUAGGAAGAAUAUUUUGAUAAAAAUAUUUGUUAUGCGAUCACAAUGAUAAUAUUACGCGAUCACAAUGACAAUAAUAUGUUACAAUUUUAAAAGUGCAUGUUCAUCAUAAAAUAUUAAAAUAUUGGCAAAAAAAUUUAUUUGAUGUAGCUAGAAGACCGAGUUACUUUUCAACAAAACUUCUUGCGGUAACAAUAUACAAUAUUUUCGCAAUAAAAUAAAAUUGUGAUUCGAAAAAUCCACCUGACAAAAUUUAUUCUCAUCUCUAGUUUAGUUUAAAAAAUGCUAAUUUUGUAUAGUUAUAAUUUUUAAUAUAUUAAAAAGAGUGAACGAACACGUAAAAAGUGUGUGAUAAAUCGUCUGAUCGUCUUGUGUAAAAUAUCUUAUGUUUGUAAAUAAAAAGCGUAAGCGUUGAAGAAA
Messenger RNA from Nasonia vitripennis (jewel wasp), 2858 nucleotides. RefSeq names its product cyclin B (gene cycB). Gene Ontology annotation, molecular function: cyclin-dependent protein serine/threonine kinase regulator activity. Gene Ontology annotation, biological process: mitotic cell cycle phase transition; regulation of cyclin-dependent protein serine/threonine kinase activity. Lineage: Eukaryota; Metazoa; Arthropoda; Insecta; Hymenoptera; Pteromalidae. Gene Ontology annotation, cellular component: cyclin-dependent protein kinase holoenzyme complex; cytoplasm; nucleus. The record is from RefSeq and is marked validated.